This is a messenger RNA of Aegilops tauschii subsp. strangulata, 835 nucleotides long. The record is from RefSeq and is a predicted model, not a curated record. Lineage: Eukaryota; Viridiplantae; Streptophyta; Magnoliopsida; Poales; Poaceae.
AUGGAUUCCGAGCUUCGAGUUUACAAGGCCAACAGCACCUACGAGGCCAACCUCCGCCGCCUGGCCGCCGUGCUCCCGGCCGAGACCGCCGCCUCCCAGAGCCUCCAGGCGACCCGCGGCGUGGGGUACUGGCCCAACCGGCCGCGAGCCUCCUCACAGUGCUACUGGGGCGUCAGCUCUUCGUCCUGCGCCGCCUGCGUCGCCGACGCCUUCCGGGAGGCGGAGAGGGCGUGCCCGCACGGCAAGAAGGCGGCCGUCUUCGCCCGCAACUGCACGCUCAGCCUCGCCGAUUUUCCUAGAGCUCUCGGCUUCCGCACCAUCAGUUGGCUUGACCUCUUGGGUCCGGGACUCAUAUUUCAAGCAAUUGGAUUUGCAUGGCUUUUCUUCCUGCUUCUGCAAGAAUGGCGUGAUAAAAGAAGAGCCUCUAUGAUGCGUUGUAGCUCUCUUCCGUCUGAAGAUCAGUAGUUGAUCAACUUGGUCAGACUAUUGGACAUCAGCCUAUUCCCAACAGGAGGAAACACUAAAAUUGGGCUCUACAACAACGCUCACAUGAUUACCUGAAUCGUGAUUUGAUGUUUUUUAGCGAACAUGGUUUGAUAUUGUCCUCCAAUUUGACUGUUUGCAUUGGUUACCAAUAAUUUCCAAGGCCCACUUCAUUUGUUCUGUUGUUUUCAUCCUAUUCUUCGGUCCACUCCUUCGAUGCUCCAAAUAUGUAUGUAUUUCCAACUUGCCAGAAACAGAGUUCCAGCUUGCGGCAGAUAUUAACUGAACACUCCUCACUUUCAUCAUUAAACUCUUAAACCUUGGUUGGAUCACUGCUUUGUGUCAUGGGCUC